Paraglomus brasilianum is the source of this 475-nucleotide messenger RNA. Lineage: Eukaryota; Fungi; Glomeromycota; Glomeromycetes; Paraglomerales; Paraglomeraceae. The record is from the annotation of a GenBank genome assembly.
AUUAGCUUAUAGAGUUCAGAACGUGGUACUAAGUGCAAAGAUGUGUGAAGAUAUUACAAAAAGAUAUACUAACGGCAUAAAGCAGAAAGCAAGACUAGCAAGAUCAGUUCCAGACUCACUAUUAACAAAUCACAAUAUAUACGGAGUUAAAAAAGUAAAAGAUAUACAGGCAAUAAGGUCGUGGAGAUUUAUAAAAAAUUUCAGAAACAUGGAUGAAGUAUUGAUGAAGAAACAUGAAGAAAUAGGAAAUAAGAAAAAAGUUAAGGUAGAGGUGAUAACUCAAAAGACAGGAAAGAAAAAGGGGGAGAAGUCGUACCUAUCAGCGAUUAUACUAGAUACAGAACAGAAGAUAAAGUUUAAAAUUGAAAAUAUUGUAUGGCCAUCAGAAGAGAAGUUAGCUCUAACAUCAUUAGCAAUACUGAUAGCGAUAUGUAAAGAGAAGGCAACAAUUAAAGUCAAUACAAAUUCAGAAAUG